ACUUGCCAACUGCCUUGGAUAGGCUCUAUUGACCGAGCAAAAAGGAGAACAAACUGAAUUGUGAAAGCUCAAGCAGCCGUGCACAGGUGCACGGCUGAGGUUGACUUUGACGGGACGGGGAACCCGGACCUGGUGCCGACAUUGCCGCCAACCUUAAACGACCAGAGGAUUUACGAGCACGGGCUGAGGGCGUCGAGGAUGGUCGUGGGGGAAGAGAAUGUGGAGUACGCCAGGAGGGCCAUGGGGAGCGAGGAUUUCGGAAUGUACUUGGACAGGAUCCCGGGCUCGUUCUUCGUUCUCGGAACGGGGUCGCCGUCCCGGCCCCACAGCCCUUACUUUAGCAUCGACGAGAGCGUUCUGCCGAUUGGGUCGGCCAUUCACGCCAUGUUCGCUUAUACUUACCUCUUGAACACCACCACCGCCACGCCCAGCGGUUGUAUUGGUUAAUUAAUUUGGUGUGUGGGUUAAGUGAAUCAAACUUGACAUUUGUAUUUACUCCGUAUUAAAUAAAGUGCCCCCGCAUUUUUAUUCUCCACUUUUUUUUUAUUAUCUUAGUGGCAUGUUUUUUUAUUUAAACUAUAAUUUUUAAAUAUAUAAAUUUUAUAUUUUAUUUAUAGAGAGAGAGAGAGAGAGAGAAAUCAAAAUAAAUACUCAAGCUAAUAUAGUUUGGUAGCCAUAUAUCAUUAUAUAUAUUCCUAGCCAGCUAGCUAGCAAUCUCUGCUUCUGAAACACACAUAAAAUGUUGUUGUCUCCUCGCUUCCUGCUUCUACUCACCUUCUUCCUCUUCUGUCUCUCUCAGGUUUCAUGUGAUGUAGUAGUUGAACUUGAUGAUGAGGAGGCCUUCUCUCAAACUCAGGUUGUCAAGGGACCCAAUAGAAGGCUCUUACCUUUCCUCGAUUGUGGAGGGCUGUGCAAGAUGAGGUGCAGCGCGCAUUCAAGGCCAAAUGUGUGCAGCAGAGCAUGUGGGACCUGCUGCACCAGGUGCAAGUGCGUCCCACCUGGCACCUUUGGCAACCGCCACCUCUGCGGCAAGUGCUACACCGACAUGACCACUCAUGGCAACAAGCCCAAGUGCCCUUAACUCUGGGGGGACCCCUACCCUACAAUCCCCCCCCUCCCUCUUCUUCNAAGAGGCUCUUCUUCAGCUACACUCUUGUUGAUGGAACCUGUCAUAUGACGAUAUGUGUUAUGGAAAUGAAGAGUAUUAAACUAAGGAUUCGUUUGGAAAGAUGGAGAAAUGGUUUUUCUGGAGGGAAAAUAAGUUCAUUUUCUGGUGUAUGGUUGAAAUUUUGGAAAAAUAGUAUGAAAUUAAUAUUUUCUUUGCUUAUAAGAUAAUAAAUCGUGAUGGGAAUC
This is a messenger RNA of Cuscuta campestris, 1353 nucleotides long. Lineage: Eukaryota; Viridiplantae; Streptophyta; Magnoliopsida; Solanales; Convolvulaceae. The record is from the annotation of a GenBank genome assembly.